Molecule: messenger RNA, 1771 nt
Organism: Glycine soja
Lineage: Eukaryota; Viridiplantae; Streptophyta; Magnoliopsida; Fabales; Fabaceae
Product: shikimate O-hydroxycinnamoyltransferase-like
Exons: 3
Coding region: 88-1497 (469 amino acids)
Molecular function (GO): acyltransferase activity, transferring groups other than amino-acyl groups
Source: RefSeq, a predicted model, not a curated record
CUCUACUCAUUUCAAUGUUUCUUCCAAUGCUUAUCAUGCAUUUCAAACCUUCAUUGUUAGCGUUUUAGUCGUUUCAUUUUCAAAUAUAUGUUUUUCGUUCCGUGCAUGAAAACUACCUCUCCAUCUUUGACUUGUUAUGUUUCCAUAUACUGUAAUGUGUGUGUAAUUCCACUAGUUUGUCUUGUGUGUGAGCAGUUGAUAAGAGAGAUGAUGAUCAACGUGAAGGAAUCGACCAUGGUGCGGCCGGCGGAGGAGGUGGCGCGGCGGGUGGUGUGGAACUCCAACGUGGACCUGGUGGUCCCCAAUUUCCACACGCCCAGCGUCUAUUUCUAUAGGUCCAAUGGCGCCACCAACUUUUUCGACGGCAAGGUUAUGAAGGAGGCACUGACCAAGGUGCUGGUGCCCUUCUACCCAAUGGCUGGGCGGCUCCGGCGAGAUGACGACGGUCGCGUCGAGAUUGACUGCGACGGUCAGGGGGUGCUUUUCGUGGAGGCCGACACUGGCGCCGUCAUCGACGAUUUCGGCGAUUUCGCUCCCACCCUUGAGCUCCGCCAGCUUAUCCCCGCCGUGGAUUAUUCACAAGGAAUAGCAUCCUAUCCCCUGUUGGUGUUACAGGUAACACAUUUCAAAUGUGGAGGGGUUUCCCUGGGAGUUGGUAUGCAACAUCAUGUAGCAGAUGGAGCCUCUGGUCUGCACUUCAUCAAUACAUGGUCAGAUGUGGCUCGUGGCUUGGAUGUUUCCAUUCCACCAUUCAUUGAUCGUACAAUACUUCGUGCCCGUGAUCCACCUCGACCCGUUUUUGAUCACAUUGAAUACAAGCCCCCACCAGCCAUGAAGACUCAACAAGCUACUAAUGCAUCAGCAGCUGUCUCUAUUUUCAGACUCACGCGUGACCAGCUCAACACACUGAAAGCCAAAUCCAAAGAAGAUGGCAACACAAUCAGCUAUAGUUCUUAUGAGAUGUUGGCGGGUCACGUGUGGCGAAGUGUAAGCAAAGCAAGAGCACUUCCUGAUGAUCAAGAAACCAAAUUGUACAUUGCAACUGAUGGAAGGUCAAGGUUGCAGCCUCCUACCCCACCCGGUUACUUUGGCAAUGUGAUUUUCACAACCACACCUAUAGCUGUGGCAGGUGAUCUGAUGUCAAAACCAACAUGGUAUGCUGCAAGCAGAAUCCACAAUGCAUUGUUACGAAUGGACAACGAUUAUUUGAGAUCGGCUCUUGACUAUCUAGAACUGCAACCCGAUCUAAAAGCGCUGGUUCGUGGGGCUCAUACUUUCAAGUGUCCAAACCUUGGUAUCACUAGCUGGACUAGGCUUCCAAUCCAUGAUGCUGACUUUGGUUGGGGAAGGCCAAUAUUCAUGGGACCUGGUGGAAUUGCAUACGAGGGGCUAUCUUUCAUAAUUCCAAGCUCAACCAAUGAUGGGAGCCUAUCUGUGGCCAUAGCUCUUCAGCCUGACCAUAUGAAGCUGUUUAAGGAUUUCUUGUAUGACAUUUGAAGAAUCAUUGCCUUCAAGCCAUAUGGAACGCCACAAUGUUUCUAGGUGGGGUUUUCUUUCCCCUCGUACCUUUGUUAUCUCUCGAUGCUUUUGACAAACGGUAUGCAACUGUUAAUGGGACUCCUUUCAGUUUUAUAUGGACUACAUUAAGUGUUGUAAAUUUUUAUAAUCUGUAAACGUAAACGAACUUUAACAACAGUUGAUUUGAUAUUACAAGUUUCUGUUCCUAAAUAUAAUGCCAUAACUGAGAGGUGUAUUUUUACAAUUCUUCUAA